Lolium rigidum is the source of this 1190-nucleotide messenger RNA. RefSeq lists its product as uncharacterized. NCBI's taxonomy places the organism in Eukaryota, Viridiplantae, Streptophyta, Magnoliopsida, Poales, Poaceae. Bases 1 to 720 code for a protein of 239 amino acids. The transcript is spliced from 4 exons. The record is from RefSeq and is a predicted model, not a curated record.
AUGGUGGCGGCUCUCCGCCUCCUACUCCGCCAGCACGCAGCUCCGCCGCGGCCGCCGAUGCUGCGUUCUCUGUUCCCUGCGCCUUACUCCAAGUACGCCGCCGCCGCAGCCGACACCGCCACCGGCAGCUUCCCGUCCGUGUGCCGGGCGCCCCUGCGCCCUCCCCCUCUGAGGGAGGUUACUCCAAGGAAGGCUCCUCCGAUUCCAAAGGGCGAACCCCGCUGCUGCAAAACUGUUCCAAGUACCAUGAGUGACAGUACAAAGUCGUUGCUGGAUAAACUGAUGGAUCUCAAGGAUAGUAAGAAGUCAUUGCAAGACAUGGAAAGGAAUAUUGAGGAGCAUGAUGCAAUGGUAAGGAAGGGGCUGCAAGACCGUAAGGUUGCUAAUGCUUUGUUCAGAAAACGGCUGGAUGACCUUAGGGAACUUCUUGCCAAAAUACGCAAUAAGAGAGAUUAUUCUGCCAAAAUGGAUGCAAUGUACCGCAGAUUGGAGGAUGGCUAUGACAGAGAUUGGGCCAUUCAGGAAGCUAAGGUUCGUUUGUCCGAUGAACAAUUUGAAGUGCUACUUAAAAAGCGUGAGGACUAUGCUGAUGCUUUGAGGCGGUAUCAUGAAUUGGAAAGAUCCACCAUGGAGCAGGUGGAGAAGGUGAAGAAGGUUGCAAAAGUGGGUGCCGCUGUUGGCCUUGUGGGAGGGCUUCUGCUGAUACUGGCAAAGAUGUAGAUUGGGGAAGCCUGGAGUUUUUGCUGCUUCCUCUUUCGGUGUAGAGCUGAGCUGACAGUUGACUAGGCCAAGCUGGUUUAGAUUAGUAACAUUUGACUGUUUAGUUGAUUAUUCUCUCUGUGCUGUUGUCAUAUUGCAUUCGCGUGGAGGUUUCUGCUGAUGCUGGCAAAGAUCUUGAUUAGAGCACCUUGGAGUUUGCUGCUACUUCUUUCUGUGUAAAACUGAGUUAGCCAGAUGACUAUGCUGAGUUGGUAUUCAGUGUGGCGGAGUAGAAUUUAACGGUUUCCUUGAUAUGAACCUGCUAGGGCUGUAGCUAAGAUAAGUCCAAGUGACGCUCUAUUGAUUAUUGCAGUUAUCUCUAUGUAAUUCUAGGAGAUAACUCACUUUAUGUAUGUUAACACCCUGAAGACUUGAGCUGAAAAAAUGAUGUGUUGCUCUUGGUAUGGGGUUUAUGCCUUUGCUUUAGUUUA